This is a messenger RNA of Sorex araneus (European shrew), 309 nucleotides long. RefSeq names its product 10 kDa heat shock protein, mitochondrial-like. Lineage: Eukaryota; Metazoa; Chordata; Mammalia; Eulipotyphla; Soricidae. Gene Ontology annotation, molecular function: protein folding chaperone; protein-folding chaperone binding; metal ion binding. The transcript has a single exon. The coding region runs from base 1 to 309 and encodes 102 amino acids. Gene Ontology annotation, cellular component: mitochondrial matrix. The record is from RefSeq and is a predicted model, not a curated record.
AUGGCAGGACAAGCAUUUAGAAAAUUUCUUGCGCUCUUUGACCAGGUAUUAGUUGAGAGAAGUGCAGCUGAAACUGUAGCCAAAGGAGGCAUUAUGCUUCCUAAGAAAUCUCAAGGAAAGGUGUUGCAAGCCACGGUGGUUGCUGUUGGAUCGGGCUCAAAAGGGAAGGGCGGAGAGAUUCGGCCAGUUACUGCAAAAGUUGGAGACCGAGUACUUCUACCAGAAUGCGGAGGCAGCAAAGCGGUUCUAGGUGACAAGGAUUAUUUCUUGCUUAGAGACAGUGACACUCUUGGAAAGUAUGGAGAUUGA